GGAAUUGUUCUUGUCAGGGUGCCGUUUUUGUUUGCUGAAAAUUGUCUGGCAAUACUGGCAACACAAGUGUCUACAACUUUGGUAGUGCUGGACACUUUCCAUUCUUCAGUCUGUCUUUGUGACUUGGAAGGUAAAUGGGAAGUUUGUAAAGAAGAAAGAUUUAAGUCAGCUCUUAGUCAUACCAAAGGCAGUGGUUUUGUGACCUUACAUGCAAAGGUACCAAAUAGCAGCUGCUGCUGGACAGGUGGACAGUGGUGCAGUUUGAUGGGCACAGCGUUAAAAUGAAUCUUCUGAAACAUUUGCAAAUACCAUCAAUUGCAAAUGUAUGGGUUAUUGAUGACUACCUAUGCCAACCUUAAAUAUCCUGGAAAUAUUUCUGUUACUUUUGUCCUGAAACCAAGCACUGGAGGCACCUUGUCUCUCUGAAUCAAUGCAAAUCACUGCUCUGUCUAGCAGAGAGGUAGGUUUUUAUUGCAAGCACUGAUAUUUUUACUAAAGGACUAUUGCAGGGAAUGACAGAACACUUGUCAAAACUAUAAAACACUUUUAUGUGUGCACAGAGCUGAGUAAAACUGCAUCUAUAGAUAAGUGUUUUACAGCUUCAAAUAUGCUAUAAAGAUAAAAUGUGUACUUAGUUUUGUGAAUCAGAUCCAAGACUGAUUCUUCAUAAAAGUUUGAGAGAACCAGCUAUUUAUAGAUGUGGCUGCAGAGUCUCUGCAUCAGAUAUAUCUUGUUUUCCCAUUCCAAUGAUUUAAAUAUUUAAAAAAUAUACAUAAAAUAUGAUAGCAAAAUUUUGUAUAUUAAAAAAUUAAUUGCUUUCUCCCAUUUUCUUUUUUUUAUUUUUUUCAUUGUUUUUAAAUCUAGCCAUUUCAUUUACAGUUCAGAAACUUUGAUUUUGGGUUUAGAAGUCAAGCAAAAUUUGACAUUACAAAACCAAUGCACAUUUUUAUAUGAAAUCUAUCUUUCAAAAUCUUUUGGGGUUUGUACUAGCAGUGUGUCUUACCAUGUCUCUAGCUAUGUGGAGAUGGACAUCUACCUAGUUAUUACAUGGUUGAGUGAGAAUUAAGAUUUCUGGAGAAAAGAAGUGGAAAUUGAAGAAAUAGGAAAUCCACUUGGUCUGACCCAGUGUGCAAGGCGUCCAGUGAUGUGAUUUCUCUUCCUAGCAAACUAGUUAGGUGAUGGAAACCAUCCUGGACUUUUUAAGAUCUUUUGAAACGCAGCAUUCUGUCAUCUUUACAAUUGUUCUCUGCAAGUGCGGGCUGCUUAGUGGCAUUGACUAUUGAAUGUGCUGUUUCUGUUUCUGGCUGCUUGGGGCAAGCACGGAGCAAUGUUUCUGGCUCAGGAAAUUGGCAUCUCCGUUGGCUGAAAUCCUGUGUCUGUCCCAGCCUGGUCCCUAAUUCUGAUGAGCACCAUCUGCGAGCUGCGUAAUGAACCAGAGAGGCUCUAAUGAUGUGACAGUCUGCUGGUGCUGAACUGUAAAUGGCAUCCUGAUGCUUUAGCAGUGCAAGGGUGAUUCUUAAUGAAAUUGGCCCCUGCAGUAUCUCAGGCAAACAAAGCUGUAACUUUUUAAUGAUUUUCCUGAAGGCAGGUCAUGUUUUUAUAAUUAUUUCCAUCUCUGAGUAUACAAGAGUAUCAUUCCAUUUUGGUCUCAAAGGGAUUUACCCUGUUUUCUCCCAGAAAUUGCUUAGCAGUUGGGAUUGCCAUGUCCUUUGUGUUUAUUUUAGUCAUCAUAGACAUAAAUGCUUUUUACCCAUACUAUUUUCUGUGCUGUUUAACUAUCAGCAAAUGCAUUUGCAGCAUUUCGGCUGAUAUUUAUUAAUGACAGAAUGCACAGUCUGACCUACUUUUCACCACACUGAGUGUAACCCCUUGAAACAGAAAUGAGAAAACUGCCAGAAAUACUGAUACAAAUGAUUCUACUAAAAAUACAAAAUUUGGUUUAAAUAAACAUCAUGUGCUAUUCAGAAGGCAGGGAAAAUAGCAAACAUUUCUUUGAUCAACUCCAAAAUUAGAGGAUUUUUUCAUAUUAGAAAAUUAUUUUCCAUGUUCUCAAAUAGUAAAAUUUUAGUGUGAUCUUAGGGUAAACAUCUUGUAGUUACUCUGAGUCUUUGUAUCAUGGUCAUUCAACAAACAUAGAAAGUUUAAAUCUUUCUAAAAGGAGGAAUUUAGGAGAGAGUUUGAUUUGUAAGAGCCAUUUUUUUCCCCUGUUGGUCAGUUCUGCCAUAUUGGUGCAAAACAAAAGGUUCUCCCACUCCCUCCCUGCCCCAAAAAAAACCAAACCAGCAACCAAACAAAAAAAGCCGCAACCAAAAAAACCCCACACCUUCAUUUCCUCUCUGGCGCUGUUUUAUUGCAGAUGCUUGUCCAUUACUUUCCCACACACUGUUCCUCCUCCAGGGAGCCUUUGUCAGAGGUGAUUUAAAAAGGCAUAAGCAGAAGGACUGGUACUUCAUUUCAUGUAGGUUAUUGCAUAUCUUGCACAGUUCCUUUCUGUCACUAUCUGUGGGAAUACUUGUUGGGCAGUGCAGCCAGUCUUGUAAACACCGGCUGCAAUAUGUGUGGAGAAAAAUGAUGGUAAGAUUGAAGGUACUGGCAUCUCUUUUCACCCUUCUUCCUUGUUUGGUCUCUUACAGUGGUUGCAGCUCAGGAGUGUAUGAAAUAACUUUGUAUUUAUUCUCGGUGGUAAACUAAAUUAAAAUGACAAGAUACAUAUAUUAAAAAAACAACCCAAAACCCAAAAACAUGUUUUCACCCUCCUGGGGUUAACUGGACAUCUUGGCACUUGUGUUUUAGCCUUUGUGGUCCUGACUGUCAGGAGCAUUUGGGGUCCAAGCUAGAUACUGCAAAGGCUGAGAAGACCGUCCUCUGUGCAGGUGUAGGCUCUGAGGAGUGCAUUUCUUCUGGAGGUGGACAGAAAUUUUGAAAAACUUUCAGCUUGCUGUCUGGUAGAAAUUACUAAAUUUGGCUUUGUCUGUCCUUUACUUAGAGACACUGUGGAAAAUUUAGAUAUCUCAGACACAUUAGUAAAUACAUUUCAUCCAAAGAUACGGGGUGGAAAAAAGAUUACAAUUGCUUUCACAGCAGUGUUCUGUGGCAUUCCCUUGUAAGGAGAGAAAAAUGCUACAAAUUAUUGUGAAGGUUGGUGAAAUAGAUUUUGUUUUGAAACUGGUGAUUCUGCAAAGUGUGCUUGGCUGUGACUUUUUAAUUAGCAGAGAGCAGUUACUCCAAGAAGACUGGCAAAAUUUCUGCAUGCUUUGCUGACCGUUCCAAGUGGAGAAAGAAAAUCAGAAUUUGAAUAGUGGCUAAUUUGUCUUAAUUUGAGAACUCCAUCACUUUUAAAUUGCAUAUCAGCUCUGAAGAUGUCUUUUGUUUUGUAAACAAUCAUCUGGUGGAUGACUGUUUUCUUACAAUUGUACAAUUCUUUGGCAUUAUUGUAGGGGAGCAUGUCUGCGUCUCAGAGUCAAAGGUAUAUGCAUGUUCCUUCAGCUCUUCUCUAGCAGUUGUCUAGGUGGAUAUUCAGCUUAUCCAAUUCUAAAGAGUUCAGAAAACUGAGGGCAGAAUAUAGUUUACUUUAUAGUGGCUUAUGCAACUUCUGUGGUUUCUUUCUGAUUUUUUGAGGAGCUUUAUAAACAUGGUUGCUUACUGCUUUCCCUCAGGUAAGGUAGGUGCUUGUUUUGCUGGAUUUAUACUAAAAUCUCCAUUUUAAUAGACCUAUUUUAUAAUUGCAGAAUUGUGGAAUAAUUCAUUUUUGAGAGGACCUCAGCUCAUUUAGUCCAACCACCUGAUAAAAUCAGGGCUAGGUGUGAGGUCACACCAGGUUCUUCAGGGUUUUAUUGCCUUGAGCCUUGAAAAACUUCACUGGUGGAGGCAGUGUGACAUGUCUGGACAGCUUCCUCUGCUGGUGAAUGGUUCUCAUGGUGGAAAUGUUUUUCCUUCUAUCAAAUCUGAUCCUUUCAGCUUACACUUACUGGCUCUUGUCAUCCCAUUCUGUGCCAGUAUGAAGAGCCCAGUUCCCCAGUGCCUCCCUGGAGGUCCUUGGAGGCCGUCCCAAAACCAUGUCUUCUCCAGGGCUGACAAGGCCUUGGCUGUGCAGCCUCUCUUUAGAGGAUGAGUCCCUGUCACUUCCUCCUGGACUUGUCUCCUUGUUGUGUUGGGGGCCCCAAAUCCCCGCAGUGUCCUGGUGUGCUCUGAGGAAUGCUGUGCAGAGGGGGAUAAACCCUUCCCUUGGCUGACCAGCCGUGCCCCUGCUGAGGGAGCCCAUGUGGCUGGCCGCCCUUUCUGCUGCCCACCAGCAACUCCAUGGCUUCUUCCAGGGAGCUGCUCCAGCCCAGCAGUCCCUAGGCUGUGUUGUUGCAGGGGAUUGCUUCUUUACAGGUGAAGGACUUUGUGUUUGCCCUCAUUAAUUCCAUAAGGGCCCCAUUGGUUCAUUCCCCCAGCCUGUCGUGGUCCCUCUCAAUGGAAGUCCUGCACGUACCAGCUGCUGUCCCUAUGGUGGUGUCAUCUGCAAACGUUGACAAUGACAAAUAUUGGAGAAAAAGAAAACGUGUAAAAUAUGAAAGUUUCUGCCAGGGAGGAGCAGACAGCUCUUCUUUACCUGCCUCAGUUGUGUGCCUGGUUGCUUACCACAUAUUUUUCAUGCUGUUCGUCUGGUCAUAUUGGAAAACAAUCUUUACGCUACCAAUGAAUCCUUCAAAAGAAUUUCAUCUGUCAUAUUCAGACAAGGAGUCCCUAGAGAGGGAACCUAGAGGUGAAUCCCAGCAAGAAGUCUUAAGACGAGCAGCCAAGGAUCUUCCUAUCUAUACACGGACAAUGUCUGGAGCAAUCAGAUACUGUGACAGAUGCCAUCUUGUAAAACCAGAUCGUUGCCAUCACUGUUCAGUAUGCGACAAAUGCAUUUUGAAAAUGGAUCAUCACUGCCCUUGGGUGAACAACUGUGUAGGAUUCUCCAAUUACAAAUUUUUUCUUCUCUUCUUGGCUUACUCGCUACUGUAUUGCCUUUUCAUCGCUGCAACAGAUUUGCAGUACUUUAUCAAGUUUUGGACAAAUGGCCUUCCUGAUACUCAAGCCAAGUUCCACAUCAUGUUUUUAUUCUUUGCUGCAGCUAUGUUUUCUGUCAGCUUGUCUUCUCUCUUUGGGUAUCACUGUUGGCUUGUCAGCAAGAAUAAAUCUACAUUAGAGGUAUUCAGAGCGCCCAUAUUUCGUCACAGAACAGAUAAAAAUGGUUUUAGCCUGGGCUUCAGCAAAAACCUAAGGCAGGUGUUUGGUGACGAGAAGAAAUACUGGUUGCUGCCUGUGUUUUCAAGUUUAGGGGAUGGUUGCUCCUUCCCAACUUGCCUUGUUAAUCAGGAUCCUGAGCAAGCUACUACACCUGGUGUACUUAAUUCAACAUCCAAAAGUGAGAACCAUCUGUUUCCUGCAAAGCCGUUGCGUGAUUCCCAGAGCCACCUACUUACAGAUGCACCAUCUUGGCCAGAAACUGCUGCAAAGGCUGACAAGGGCAAAGUUGGUAUGAGCAAUCCUGCAUUAACCAUGGAAAAUGAAACCUAAUUUCCCUUAAAAAAAGCAUCUGCAUAUGUAAGGAAAGUUUAAGAACAAGCUGUUGUUGGAAGGAAGAUGCAUUCUUCCAAGUAUCAGCCCUGUUGGCCAGCUGCUCCUGUCUGCUCCUCUAUGGAUGUGCUCAGAAAACAAACUGACAGAUGAUUUGCUGUCUCCAUGUCACUGCUUGAAACACAAAACUAAACAUACUACUUCUGAACCAUAUAAAGGAUGUUUCAACUUAAAAUUACUGGGUUUGAAUGGUGAAGGAUGAUUGAGUACUAGAAAGUGGUAAAAAAGUCUAUGUUUACUAUUGUAAAAAUUCGAUGGCUGGUUUUACUUUGAUAUUCAGCACAAGAAAAAUGUGAACUCCUUACUAUCAGUUCAUGUUCUUGGCUUGGUUUUGAAAAUUCACCUUUUAAUUCAAAUUGUUGUAAGUAGUUGACUUUAAAAUCAAAUUUUUGCACUACUGGCUUUAUGAAUUGGGAGAACAGCCAGUGUUGAUUAGGAAUAGUUUAGUGGCUUGGUGGACUGUAUUUUCUUUUGAGCCCUUGAUAAGCAAUUUUUGAAGAAAACCUAAGUGAAGUGUCUGACUGGUUUUAGAACAUUUUUUUUGAAAAUAUUAUUGUAAAAGCUUUGUUUUCCCAAAGGUCUGCAGUACAGGUAGUUGGAAAAGUUGCUGAGAGAGAAAACAAUCCUUUGGGUAACUGAAUGCUACAGUGGGCCACUGCUCAGUGAUGUGAUGAAAAGCCUGUGUUCAGGGGGGUAAUACAUAAAUGAAACUGGCCAGCUGGGGAUUUUGAUGGAAGCUUCACAGAACAGUCCUAUGAAAUGGGAUUUCAUUGUCCCAUUUGGAGCUCUUACCCCUUUGGGAAGCAAAUGUUGGCCCUGAACUUUGAUCCAAAAGGCUUUUUACUAACCUGUGUUAGUUACUGAGGGCCUCUGUCUUUCAAGCUCCUAUUUCAUAUUAAUAUUUGUCUCAGAUUUCUUUUUUCACUUUUUCUUCAAGACACUGCCUUUCUUACUGCAUAACUUAAUACCAUGUGCAGUCAAGGUGACUUACUGGUAUUACUUGUGAUAUUUGCAUUUACAGGAUAAUGGACUUUUGAUUGCAAUACCAAAAAGCCAAGCUGCUGCACAUAGGAAAUCCCAUUCAAUGAAGAUAGGAGCUAGCAGCUUUUUUAGGAUCAGAGUUUACUGACCAGAAUAAAAGAUGCAUUUUUGGCUUUCAAAGUCAAGGAAGUUUCAGCAACACAACUCUAAUUGUCUUGUGCCUUUUGUAUACACUACAUUUAAGGUAUCACUGUUUACAUUUAAAUGCAAAUUUCUCUUCUGAAAACAACUUUAGGAGGAACUUAAUUAUACUUUCUAGGGGGCUAGAUAAAAAGAGAAGUCAAAAAAGAAAGGUGAAAACCUCAGACUGUGCUGAGUUUGGUUGAAACAGUUAAGUACUUCUAUUAUCAAACCUGAAUUACUUAGUAGGUUGGUUCACAGUGUAAAGAUGCCAGUCACUUGUUUAGGAAACUGGCAGCAGAACUAAGUGAUGUAAUUCUGAAAGCAAAAUAUACUAUCAUUAACUCUUCUACCAGCAGGUAACUUCAAAAUUUGUCUUUCUUGGGUUUGCAACUUAAGUGAUAGCUGGUGUAGCAAAAUGUGGCAAUUUUUUUUUUCUCUAGUGAGGGAAAAUGUAUUUCUUUUAUUUUUUUCUUUUAAAUCUAAAAAUUUUACCAGCCUGAAAACAUCUGUUUAUUGCCAGAAGUGCCAGAGUGUGAAUCCCUUGAUACAGAACACCUUUUUUAAACUAGCAUGAAGGUAGCAUACAGUUUACAUUAUGCCUGCAAAGAUCUAGUUACCAAAAGAUUUUUUGCAGCUCUUUAUUCGGUGUUGUUCUGUCAGCUUACCUCAUAUUCGUGUUUGUUUAAAGGCGAACUUGUCAAGGGAUAAGGGGGAGAGGGAAAAUAUAUUUUUUAACACUUCAGGUUCUCUAUCUGUAGAGUCUUGUUUUUUAUGCAGUUAGUCACAGGGUGGUUUGUCAUGGAGCAUGCAUUAAAAAAUACUAAGUAGAAAGUUCAAAUUCAGCUUCAGUGUGUCUUGCACCAUAUUUUUAUGUAAAGACAAAAGAUUUCCUCCCCAGCAAAACACAUCAUGGAAAUGGAUCUCUCUAAUGUCGGUUUCUGUGUGUCCAGGGCUCUGAGAUCUCUGAGUAAGGCUGGGGAAUCAAUGUAGAGAAAGGACAGGGAUAAGGGAUCAAGAAAUGCCUGGCUUCUCCAUGUCUCAGAAGUCACACUUGGAAAGCACAAUAGCCCUUAAUAUUCUGCAGUUUUGUUGCAGCCAGAGACUGUCCCCCUCACAGAAAACUGAUGGAGGCAUGGGAAACAGACACUGAUGGAGGGAGAAGAAAGGGAAAGGAAGGAUGGUAGCAAAGAUGUAAACAUUGAGCAGAGCUGAGCCAGGGUCUGUAGCUACAUCUGCUCUCUGGAUGGGCAUGAUCUGUGUCUCCGUGAAGAGCACUGUCAGCAGGCUUUGAGGGUUCCUGGCAGUUCUCACUGUGUAGAGUAUGGACAAAAUCAAGUUAAUCAUGCUCCAAAGUAUAAUUUCUGAUUAUAUGACUGUACUCUUGGCUUUAAACUCUCUAAUACUUUCUAUAACAAAGUGAAAAUUCUCUUUUUGACAUACUGACCAUUGUCAGUGUUACAAUGCAUGCAGGAGAAUUUGUGAAGAAGUCAGGGUAGCAAGGAUGCAAUGUUGUUUGUCUGCAUACACUGAUUCUCCUGUCCUUUAUAUUCUUGCUAGGCACUUUACUACAGCCUUUUGUGUAAUUUCUGUAUUUUUUUUAAGGAGUGCUUUUUACCUACUGUACAGUUACUAAUCUACUUUUUUGCUAAAAAGAAAAUAUCCCUGAUAUUUGUCUAGAGGGAGGACUGCGUUUCAAGCUUUAGUGGAAACUGGAUGAGUUCUGCAGACUCCUCAGAUGGGCCUGAGUCCCAAAUGACAACAGAGUUAAAUUUAUUUUGUAUAUAUGUAAACAGUCAUAUGAACCAUAGCUCCCUACAUGUGUAAAAAAUGUCUUUUAUUUGUAGGUUAGAACAAAUCCAAAACAUCUGCACCAGAAGUAGUCCACACAUAUUCUGUAUCAGUAGAUGUACUGGUGAUGGAGUACUCAAAGUCUUCACAGAGAACUAUUUUUGUUAGGAAAAUGGAACACAAUCUUUGUGAGCAGUUAAGACAGAGCUGCUGUUAUGCACUUUAAUUCUUUAACUUGAGAGAAAAAACUCUGUCCAGUUCAGGUUACAGACUGAAAGUUCUUUAGCAGACUAUGGCUGGGAAGGUAAUUAAUGAAACACAAAAUCACAGAGUAGCAGAGGUUGGAAGGGGCCACCAUUGGGGUUAUCUGGUCUCUGCUCAAUCAGAAUCAUCUUAGAGCACAUUGCGCAGUAUGAAAUACAGAUGCUUCUUGAGUAUCUCUUGUGAGGGACACUCCAGAAAGGAGUUUCAGUGUGUGGAAUGCUGUAGCUGUUUUUCAUCAUUUGGACUGAAACCUAAUUUCCCUUAAAAUAAACAUCUGACUAUGUAAGGAAAGGUAUGUUGCUAUUCUCUGUAUUUAUUAUUUUAUUUGAUGAUUCCUUACCCUUUGAAGAAUGCACAAAAGAAAACUACUGAAACACUUCCUAUCUGUUUUCUUCAAUUAAUUUUUUAAUCAACUGAGAGUUCUUCCCCUGGUUCGGUUGACUGGUGUGUGGAGGGGUGGGGGGAAAUAUAUUUCUACAUAAAUUUAGUGUAUAACUUUGCCACAUGUUAAUGUAUUGCUCACAUAAAUAAAUGCUUCCUGUCCAGCAUGCCA
This is a messenger RNA of Passer domesticus (house sparrow), 9376 nucleotides long. It is a transcript of the gene ZDHHC2, whose product is annotated as zinc finger DHHC-type palmitoyltransferase 2. NCBI's taxonomy places the organism in Eukaryota, Metazoa, Chordata, Aves, Passeriformes, Passeridae. The coding region runs from base 4456 to 5547 and encodes 363 amino acids. Gene Ontology annotation, molecular function: palmitoyltransferase activity. The record is from RefSeq and is a predicted model, not a curated record. The transcript has 14 exons.